UCUGGUCACCCUAUGUAUUGUCAGACACCCCCGUGCUGGUGGGAUCUGUGUCUCAUGAGUUUUGGGGUCUGCCCGGGGCCCUGGUCUGAUUUUCCUGCAGGAUUCAGAUCUCAACCACACCGGAGUCACUGCUGAUUCUGGCCGGUAGGGAGAGUGGAUGGGCCAAUGGAAUCAGCCUUUGUCUGCCUGUCCCUGGGGGCUGCUGGGGGAGUCCAGGGAAGCUCGUUCUUCAGGAGAAGCCACCAGAGGGCUCCGGCUGUUCCUCAGGGAGAGGAGUUUACAGGGCAGUGUGGGGAAAUCCCCCAAAGUGGCCCCUUUUUUUCCUUUUCUUUUUCUAGCAUUUGGCUCAGAGUUGCUGUUACGGGAAGGGUCUGAAGAGCCUCGGGGGAAUAUGGAAGUGGGAAAAGGGGAUUUGCAGCAGCCAUCUUAGUGUUUUUAAGAGACAGAGCAGAAGACAGGCUGUGAGGGAAAAUUUAGCCGGCCUUAAACUUAAGACAAGGGCCUGAGUUUGGUCAAGCUUGCUUACAGGCCUUGAACUAAGAUCCUGCUUGUUUCUGUGUACAAGGGGCAGAAGGAGUCAGAAUGGAAAAAAUCCCCUCCCCAGGCUCUACCCAGGUCCACCAGAGCUGCUGGAGAGAGGAACCCCUCCCUCAGCCCGGCUCAGGACCACAGCAGCUGCCGUGGCUGGGGAGAGGUGCCUCUCACCCGGCCCCGAGCUGCUGCGGUGAGAGAGGGCUGGGGGGGUGUCCUCUCCCCACCGCAGUCUGCACCCCAAACCCCUUGUAAGGGAAAAUCCAGUGGCAUCCAAACCUUAUAGGCCCAAGCCUCAUGUCGAGCUGCCAAGGUCAGCUCGCUGAAAUGAGGGCACAGAGGAGGCAGUGGAAAGUAUCCAACAGUCCCCUAGCCAAAAACAAUUGUGCCAUAUCCUUCACGGUCACCGUUUAACCGCAAAAGGACAGACAGUAAAUACCAGGAGAGGCCUAACAUGGGAAGAAUUUAAGUUUGCUCUAAUUUAUAUUGAUUUUGCAAUAUUUCUAGUAAGGAAAUAACAAUAGCGGUCCGCCCCUGUGCGCUGGUAAUCAAUCAAAGGCCUCAGGCUGUUCUGAUCCAAACACAACGCGUGGUCGUUUUUCCACGACAAGGCUAACCCUAACCCUAAGGUCACGAGAUUUGUAGAAGCGGGGAUUGUGCGAGGCGGAUGGGGAAACGACAUGGGAAGCUGUUUUCUAACCUUGCUUUCAGAUAAGAAUGGGAAGGAAAAUGUAUAACAAGAUUCAGCUGUAUCCAUUGAUAUAUGUGAGGGGAACCUAUAAAUAUGUGCUUUAAACUGUUGUACUUUGGAGACCUGCCUAAGAAAGGGAACCCCCCCUUCUCCGUAGGCUCCCCCUGCAAUUGCUUGAAAUAAACUGCCUCUGACUUGCUGCUAACAAACACAAGAGUGAAGACUCUGUUUCUUCCAUGGGAAUCUGCGGGUGACAUGGACUGAAGCCCCUUCUGUAACCUCCUCCAUUGCUCCUCUCACCCCGACAGACUGAGGAAUCACGUCCACAUUUCGCUCCAGAUGGUCCCGUCUUCCAGGAGACUGGGAAGGGAAAUGGCUGUGAUGGAGCCAGCUCAGAUGCUGGUGACCUUCGAGGAGGUGGCUGUGUAUUUCACCCAGGGGCAGGGAGCUCUGCUGGACCCUGCUCAGAGAUCCCUUUACAGGGAUGUCAUGCAGGAGACCUAUGAAAUGGUGACCUCUCUGGGAUUUCCCCUUGCCAAACCUGAGCUUAUUGCCCGCCUGGAGCAAGGGGAAGAGCCUUGGGUGCCCGAUCUCCAGGCCUGUGAGGAAAGAAGGCUUCCGAGAUGCACCCAUACAGGUGCUGAGCGAGGGAAUGAGAAUGAGGAGGAGGAGAAUCAUCAGGAAGUUCCUGGAGAAGUGCAACCACAGGAGACCUUUGUGGGAGGAGCUGAAGGGAAAUAUUUCAGUCCAAAGUCAGCACAAAAGUCACUUAACAAAAGCCAUACAGGAGAGAGACCCCAUAAGUGCUUUGAGUGUGGGAAAAGUUUCAUGCAAAGGUCACACCUUGUUAAACAUCAGGAAAUCCACACAGGAGAGAGACCCAACAAGUGCUUGGACUGU
Molecule: messenger RNA, 2122 nt
Organism: Mauremys mutica (yellowpond turtle)
Lineage: Eukaryota; Metazoa; Chordata; Testudines; Geoemydidae
Product: zinc finger protein 300-like
Exons: 4
Biological process (GO): regulation of DNA-templated transcription
Source: RefSeq, a predicted model, not a curated record